AAUUCAUAUAUUCACGUAAACUAAUAUUAUAUAAAUUCACGUAAACUAAUAUUAUAUUAUGGUAUUUUACAUUAUUGUUCUAUAUCAAUACCUUCUUGAGCUUCAAUACGCGUACGAGCAAGCUCUCCAAUAAUGGCUAUGGCUAUUUCAAUCUCCUCCACCGCAUCCCUCCUCUUCCCAAGAGCCCAAAAAAAAGUCUCAGCCAACCUCUCACAAACCUCAUCCUACCCAGUUUCAUUUCCAGCCCAGAAGUCUCAUUCUUUGGAGUUAUCAACAAAACCCCCCGCCGCCGCCGCCGCCGCCGAGCAUAUUUGUAAGGUAACCACCAAUAGUAAUAUCACCACCACCACCACCGCCGAGAAUGAAGCAGAGAGAACCAAAAACAAUAUUGAAGAACAGACAGAACGACGGCGUUUGUCCGAAGCCUGGCCAGAGCUCCACGGUCAAGACGACUGGGUGGGUCUACUCGACCCAAUGGACCCACUACUCCGAUCCGAGCUCAUUCGCUACGGCGAAAUGGCCCAGGCCUGCUACGACGCCUUCGACUUCGACCCAUUUUCCAAGUACUGCGGUAGCUGCAGGUUCACCCGCCGCAACUUUUUCGAAUCCCUAGCCAUGAUGACCCACCACGACUACGACGUCUCACGCUACCUGUACGCCACCUCCAACAUCAACCUCCCAAACUUCUUCAAGAAAUCCAGGUGGCCCAAGGUCUGGAGCAAAAACGCUAACUGGAUCGGGUACGUCGCCGUUUCGACCGACGAAGCCUCCAAAACCCUCGGCCGCCGUGACAUCACCAUAGCAUGGCGUGGAACCGUCACCCGGCUCGAAUGGAUCGCCGACAUGAUGGACUUCCUCAAGCCCAUUUCCGGCAACAAAAUCCCUUGCCCCGACCCGAGUGUAAAAGUCGAAUCCGGGUUCGUGGAUCUGUACACCGAUAAGGACGAGACCUGCCGAUUCUGCAAAUACUCGGUGAGAGAACAGAUCCUCUCCGAGGUGAAGCGGCUGAUCGAAAUGUACCCCGGCGAGGAGAUGAGUAUCACAAUCACGGGUCAUAGUCUCGGGGCGGCUCUGGCGAUUUUAAGCGCCUACGAUAUAGCCGAAACGGGUAUAAAUAUUAGUGGAAACGGUCGGGUCGUACCGUUAUCCGUUCUAUCGUUUUCGGGUCCUCGGGUCGGGAAUGUUCGGUUCAGGGAGAGGCUUGAGGCGUUGGGGGUGAAGGUUUUGAGAGUUGUGAAUGUUCACGACGUGGUACCGAAAUCGCCGGGUUUAGUAUUUAACGAGAAUGCGGCGCCGAUGUUGAUGAAAAUCGCCGAGGGAUUGCCGUGGUGUUACUCGCACGUCGGCGUGGAAUUGGAAUUGGAUCAUAAGAAAUCGCCGUUCUUGAAACCCAGUAAUGAUCCUGUUUGUUCUCAUAAUUUGGAGGCUCUCUUGCACUUGCUUGAUGGAUACCAUGGAAAAGGGCAGAGGUUUGUGCUAUCGAGUGGGAGAGACCCAGCUUUGGUGAACAAAGCGUGUGAUUUCUUAAAAGAUCAUUACUUAGUUCCACCUUUUUGGAGGCAAGAUCAGAACAAGGGCAUGAUCAGAGGAAACGAUGGCCGAUGGGUUCAACCCGAACGUCCUAAACUCGAUGACCACCCUUCAGAUAUGCACCAUUAUCUUAAUUAUAUUGGUCUCCAUCUCUAACUCUACAUUAUAAUUUGUAUCCAACAUUAUAAGGAGAUGACGUACUGUUAUUGGUGUAAUCUAAAAUAUCGUCAGCCAACCAUAGAGUGCCAACUCAUGCAGUGUUCGACACCUUAAGGUGUUAAAUAACAAUAUCAAUUAUUUUUUAUUUUUUUAUUUUUUUAUCUUUAAAUUAAAAAAUUGCUUCUUUUUUAAUGUAUUUUUGGAUUUAUCUCUGUAUUACAUUUAGAUAUAUGUUUGUAAGUUAGUGACUUUAGAAAAACCCUUGGUUACAAAAUGUUAUGCAUUGUUUAAUCAAGGGUCUUUGUGCUAAUAUAGUUAGUUUUAUAUGAAAUGAUGACAACUUUCUCUAAAUAAAAGUCAUAAUUUUAUAAACAAUUAGAAUUUUAUUAUUUGAU
Molecule: messenger RNA, 2084 nt
Organism: Humulus lupulus (European hop)
Lineage: Eukaryota; Viridiplantae; Streptophyta; Magnoliopsida; Rosales; Cannabaceae
Product: phospholipase A1-Igamma1, chloroplastic-like
Exons: 2
Coding region: 133-1686 (517 amino acids)
Biological process (GO): lipid metabolic process
Molecular function (GO): glycerophospholipase activity
Source: RefSeq, a predicted model, not a curated record